Messenger RNA from Cadophora gregata, 1764 nucleotides. RefSeq lists its product as uncharacterized. Gene Ontology annotation, molecular function: RNA binding. Gene Ontology annotation, biological process: mRNA processing. Bases 1 to 1764 code for a protein of 587 amino acids. The record is from RefSeq and is a predicted model, not a curated record. The transcript is spliced from 4 exons. Gene Ontology annotation, cellular component: nucleus. Lineage: Eukaryota; Fungi; Ascomycota; Leotiomycetes; Helotiales; Ploettnerulaceae.
AUGUCAGCGCUUGAUGUCGAGGCUCUCCUCGAUUCAACGGCAAAUGCCACGCCUGUCGACCAAAACGGGUCUGCGAAGUCUAAGGACAACGAUGACCGUCAUAAAAAUGAGCGUAAUGACCGACGCGAUAGAGAACGAACCCGUGAUGGUAGCAGAGACCGUGAUCGAGACCGAAAGCGUAGAGACCGCAGCAGAACCAGAAGAGACACGAAUGGAGAUAAAGAGUUGAUUGGAACACCUACAAGCGAUCAUGGCAGCGCUCAGGGAAGUGUCAAGAGUAGGCGCAGAAGCAGAAGCCGCGAAGAUGAGCGCCGACACUCACGCCGCCAUAGAGAUAGUCCCGACGAAGGAGGUCGCAGAGACGGUGAUUUCUAUAGAGGAAAUGGCCGUACUCGCUCCCGAUCCAGAAGCCCGAACCGGUACUACCGUCCUCGUGGAGAUCGUCGAGAUCGAGAUGAACUAGACGGUGGUAAAUCAAGAGAUGACCGGCGAAGCAGAAAUGAAGGGCGACGUGCAAGUAGAAGCCCGAAGAGAGAGAGCACACCCCCAUUGACUGAAGACGAGCGUGAUCGACGCACAGUCUUUGUUCAGCAACUUGCUGCUCGUCUGAGGACUAAAGAACUGAUAGCAUUUUUUGAGAAAGUUGGGCCGGUCAAGGAGGCACAGAUUGUGAAGGACCGCGUUAGUGGUAGAUCCAAAGGUGUUGGCUACGUUGAGUUCAAGAAUGAAGAAUCGGUCCCUGCUGCUAUACAACUCACUGGUCAGAAGCUCCUAGGAAUCCCCAUAAUCGCCCAACUCACCGAAGCCGAAAAGAAUCGUCAAGUCCGCAACCCAGAAGCUACAGGCAGUAACCCAAACCAGAUUCCCUUCCACCGACUCUAUGUGGGUAAUAUCCAUUUCAGCAUCACUGAAAGCGAUUUGCAGAAUGUAUUCGAGCCUUUUGGUGAGCUUGAAUUCGUCCAGCUACAAAAGGAAGAACAAGGUCGUAGCCGCGGUUAUGGAUUUGUGCAGUUUCGAGAUCCUAAUCAGGCUCGUGAGGCUUUAGAAAAGAUGAAUGGUUUUGAUCUCGCUGGUCGACCAAUUCGUGUUGGUCUUGGAAACGAUAAGUUUACUCCUGAGUCUACCGCCAGUCUUCUGCAGAGAUUCCAAGGACAGAGCCACCAACAACAAUUCCAGGGUUCUGCCUUCUCCGGCGCUGGUGGCCGUGGUCCACAAGCAACCAGUGGAGGUAAUUUUGAUCGUGCCGGCGGCCGUGACAACGACAAAGGCUCGGGAGGUGCUAGUGCCUUGGACGAUACCGAUGUCGGCGGAGUAAAUUUCAACAAUUACAGUCGAGAUGCAUUGAUGAGGAAACUUGCCAGAACAGAUGAGCCUGCUCCUGCCACCAAGGGCCGCGACGAGAAGCGCGAGAUCGCCAAACCAAAGGUCGAAACCAAGCAGUUGCCAGUAAAUGUCAACAUGGCAAGCCGAUGUGUUGUUCUUAAGAAUAUGUUUGACCCUGCAGAAGAAGAAGGUGAUUCCUGGGAGAAGGAGCUAGAGGAUGACGUUCGCGCAGAGGCAGAAGAGAAAUAUGGCCACGUUGUUCACAUUGCUCUAGAUCCAAACUCGCAGGGCGACAUCUACCUAAAAUUCGAUCGGGUUCAGGGAGGAGAGAACGCUAUCAAGGGUCUUAAUGGCCGAUACUUUGGUGGUCGUAUGAUCAGUGCUACACCUGUUGUGGAUGCAGUCUACAGCAGUUUGUUCUCACGCUCAAGGGCCAUUUAA